GGGGCUGCCCCGCUGUCACGUGACCUGCGCGCCGGGCCGAGCCGGCCGCUUCCGCGGGGGUCCGCACGCGGCUCCGGGGCGGGGCCUCUCUCAGGACAAGGCAUUAGUCUAGAUGCAGUAAAUUGGAAGAAAUGGAAGAAAGGAAGAUCAAGAGGAGGAGCCCCAAAUCAUCUACCAGUCACUCUGCUCAGGUUGCUAACUCCAAGAAAAGCUCAGUGCCAGUCAGUAAAAGUACAGCCUUUUCCAACCCUGCCCCACAGCCUGCCGUACAAAAACCAAAGUUAAAACGCGUAAUCAAAGAGAAAGCCAAACCUCCAGGAGGUGAAGCAAAAGGGGCACAGGCAGCACCAAUCCAGCAUUCUUUUCUCACAGAUGUAUCAGAUGUCCAGGAGAUGGAAAGGGGACUUCUGAGUCUCUUGAAUGACUUCCACUCUGGCAAACUUCAGGCAUUUGGAAAUGAAUGUUCCAUAGAGCAGAUGGAGCAUGUGCGGAGUAUGCAGGAGAAACUUGCUCGCCUCAAUCUGGAGCUCUAUGGGGAGAUGGAAGAACUCCCUGAAGAUAAAAGAAAACUAGCCAGUGAUUCCAACCUGGAUAGACUGCUGUCAGAUGUAAGUACUGGGAAGGCAGAAAACAUGGAACUUAGCCCACAGCAAAGCUCAGUUCAGGAAAACGCCGCUCCUGGGUGCGCAGUGAUUUACAGUUGAAGAGAAUGUAGCUCUUCAGUGAACCAAGAUGUGAGCCUUGCCCUCCUCUUGGUUGUGGGAAAACACAGGACUUGUUUUCAUACAUUACAGCUGCUGGUUGCUUUGGGGAGCAGAGCAGGCUAGCUGCAAGCUGCCUGAGCAUGUCAGCCUGCUUAGGGACAGCCCGUGUACUACAGAACUACAACCAUUUUCCCUAUGGCCCAUCCCCCUACAUUUGGGGAACAUGACACACAACAAGCAAUAUAGAUCUGUAUAUUCUACACUUUGUCUCGUGUAUUUCCGUAAAAAUCAAAACUGUUAAAAUUUCUUUAAAUUUCUUGAGAUGAGUAGAUUUAAACUUAAUUUGGAACUUGGCUCAUUGUACAGAAUUCAGUGUAGGUUUGAUUUGAUUUUUGUAAUAAAUCAUACAUUUCAGGCCAGACUAUUAAUUAUUUCCUUCCUUGUUUUAAUGUAUUUAUUUUAGCAUACUGCCAUAAUUGUUGCAUUUCUUUGACCAACAGAAGUGCCAUUUCUCAUAAUUUCUACAUUUAUAUUGCAGCUAGAAGAACUGAAUUCAUCUAU
This is a messenger RNA of Corvus hawaiiensis (hawaiian crow), 1265 nucleotides long. It is a transcript of the gene CCDC28A, whose product is annotated as coiled-coil domain containing 28A. The record is from RefSeq and is a predicted model, not a curated record. The transcript is spliced from 4 exons. Lineage: Eukaryota; Metazoa; Chordata; Aves; Passeriformes; Corvidae. Bases 132 to 704 code for a protein of 190 amino acids.